This is a messenger RNA of Saprolegnia diclina VS20, 2860 nucleotides long. RefSeq names its product TKL protein kinase. NCBI's taxonomy places the organism in Eukaryota, Oomycota, Saprolegniomycetes, Saprolegniales, Saprolegniaceae. The record is from RefSeq and is a predicted model, not a curated record. The transcript is spliced from 10 exons. Bases 75 to 2807 code for a protein of 910 amino acids. Gene Ontology annotation, molecular function: ATP binding; protein binding; protein kinase activity. Gene Ontology annotation, biological process: protein phosphorylation.
CGCGCCACAUCCCAACGACGGACCUUGACUGCUGCCACCAGCCUUCAAAGUCGCAUUUUGUCUACGAGGAGAUCAUGGACCUUGACCUCGUGACGGCGGCCAGCAUCGGGGACGUACACCGUGUGCGCGCGCUCUUACUGCGGGGCGCCACCCUCCAAGGGACAUCGCUGCACAACAAGAGCGCGCUAUUGCUUGCCGCCGAGCUUGGCCAUGCAGAGAUCGUCCAGCUCCUCCUUGAUGCGGGGGCCAAUGUCCACAGUGAGAACGAUGGACCGCUGUUCGCAGCGGUCCUUGGGGACUACCCCCUCGUCGCGCACGCCUUGUUGGAGGCCGGUGCCGAUGCGAGCAAGGCGCUGCAUGAAGCCGUGCGCCGUGGUCAAGUCGACAUUGUUCACAUGUUGCUGGACGCUGGCGCCAACCCGAUGCAUCGUUUGCCAUGGGAACCCGAGACGCCGUUUGCAUUGGCUGUCCAGCUCCGCUACCGCAAGACGACGGCAGUCUUGCACAACGCCGUGGCUCCAAGCACGAACAACGAUGAUGCGCCGCUGGACGUCGACGCCAGCGACAUUGCCUUUGCAAGCGAUGGCCUUUUGGGCGUCGGUGCGUACGGUGCGGUCUACGCCGGUGUCUACAAGAACAAGGACGUUGCUGUCAAGAUGGCCACUCGCAAUGGUGCGGCCGCCUUGCGCAACGAAGUCCACGUCCUCCAAACGUGUCACUCGCCGUACAUCGUAUCGCUCGUUGGCGUUGCAGACCUCGAGUCGGACGAGCCCAAGAUGCUUCUCGAGCUCAUGGACCUCGGUGACUUGCACGCUUUUCUGGCCAAGGACAAGGACGAGCGUCCCAUGACGAUCUCUGUCGCUGGCGCGGCAUGGGUCGUCGCCAACGCGCUAUCAGAUCUGCACGCGCUUGGCUACGUCCACCGCGACGUCAAGGCCGAGAACCUUCUCUUGAGCUCGGUGAGCUACAUGAAGCUCAGCGACCUCGGCGCGGCCUCGUCCACGACCACCGAGUCGACAUGCUCCAUCGACGGCUCGCUGGCGUGGGCAGCGCCCGAAGUGCUGGCGUCCGGCGACUAUAGCUCUGCCUCGGAUAUCUAUGCGCUCGGCAUCUUGCUGUGCGAACUCGUGGUCGGGGAUGUACUGUACCGCGAUUUGACGCCACGUCAGAUCCGAGACGGUGUCUGCGCUGGCACGUUGCGCCCGACGCUGCCACUCUCAUGCGCGUUUUGGCUCCGGUCGCUCGUUCAAGCCUGCGUCGCGCACCACCCGAAAGAUCGUCCGACCGCCGAAGCGGUCGUCCACCUACUCCACGGACUUGCGCCGCAACCGUUUCGGCCCCACAGCCCCGAGCCGGAUCACAUGGAGAAGCAAGCUGAAAAGGAGGCAAACCACCCGGUGGUCUCGGACAGCGUCGUCGUGAUGCCUCACACAGCGUCGGCGCCACAAUGUUGUCCCCUUUCUUCGACGCCCUCCGCGACACCGUCCCUUCCGCCCGCACCGGCGACGUGGUCGGCCCCGAGCAAGACAAUGCGCCAGGAAGUACUGGCGGCAGUUCAAAGCGGCGACCGUCAACUUGCCAUCGCUCUCUAUAGCCAGCUCUACGGCCAAGUGCAUCUCGCCAAUAUCGAGGAGCUCAAGACACCGCCGCGCCCGCCGAUCGGUGCCGGCGGCUACGGUGCAGUGUUCCAAGCCGCGUAUUUUGGCCACGACGUUGCGAUCAAGUCGGCGCGACGUGACGGCGCCGAGUCACUUCGCAACGAAAUUUCACUCUUGGCUGCGCAUGCGUCGCCGUACCUCGUGCCGCUUCUCGCCGUCGUCAAGCCAUACUCGGACGAACCCAAGCUCAUCUUUGAGCUCAUGGAUGCCGGCGAUCUCGCAGCGCACCUCCAGACACUGCGACGUGGGCUCAAGCCCGCCGUGGCCUUCUCGCGCAUCGAGGUCGCUUGGGUCAUCGCCCUUGCGCUGUGUGAUCUGCACGAGCGCGGGGUCAUGCACCGCGAUAUCAAGACCCAGAACAUUCUUCUCUGCACCAAAAACUACAUCAAGGUCGGCGACCUCGGCAUCUCCAGAGCUGUCUCCGAAGCCUACAUGACGCCGGAGCGCGGGUCGAUCUCGUACAUGGCCCCCGAGGUGCUCGCACCGAGUGGCAACUAUGGCUUUCCUGCCGACAUUUACUCGUUCGGUGUUCUCUUGACAGCGCUCCAGACGCUGCAAGAGCCGUAUGCCAACCAGAAGCUCAAGGCCUGGGACGUCCGCGACCGUGUCUGCGCCGGCAGUCUGCGCCCGCACCUCGCCUCGCCGUGUCCCAAGUGGCUCACGAAUCUUGUGGCCAUAUGCUUGGACCAUGACCCGUCGCGUCGCCCGACAGCUGCAGCGAUCCUGGACAUUCUGCGUCCGCACUUGUCGUCACCUGAUCCGUUCGACGGAGACACCGUGGGUCCUGUCGAUCCGACGUCGCCAGAGACGACCUGGGUACGCUUUCAGGCGUCAAUGGACGAGUCGUUGGACUUGACGCUGUCGGUGACGUGCAAUCGCUGCCGCACUCGGAACCAACUCAGCGAUACAAUUUGCAGCGGCUGCGACCAGCCACUGCGCAGCUUGGAAGAAAAGCUGCGUCUCGCCGCGAGCCGCUUGGACCAGCAACAUCACAACGGCAAGAUCAAAAGCGACCUGGCGUGUGCCAUGUGCGGGCAUGUCAACGCACUGGAAGCGAGUGUCUGCGACGACUGCGGCGACGAACUUCCAACGCUGAGCGAAAAGCUCGACAUUCUCGCCAAACGCGUGCGCUUUGCCAAGCACCCCUAAUCUCUCGUUUCGGCACUGUAUAUGCGUUAUAAUGCAGCUGUGUUCGGUCGGUA